GCAGAAGAAGAAGCAGGUGGAGGGUGAAGGCGGAAGCAGCAGCCGCAGCAGCAGCCGCAGAUCUCUGAGACCAUGGCCGCCUCCAGCCCCGAGGCCCCCGUCGUGCUGGUGGAGGAGCUCCCUUCGGACCCGCUGCUGCACGUCCUGUCCUUCCUGAGCUUCAGGGACCUGAUCCACUGCAGUUAUGUCAGCAGGAGGCUGAACGAACUGUCCAAACACAACCCGCUGUGGAAGAGUCACUGCUCCAAACACUGGCUGCUGACAGAUGCGGACCGGCUGCAGAGUGGGCUGUCCUGGUUCUGUCUGUUCAAACAGAACUACAGAGACCUGGGUCGCUACAUCCAGUUCUACCCGGAGCUGAAGAGAGCGUGGGAGCAGCUGAAGAGCUUCCUGCAGCAGAGGUGUCCACGCAUGAUCGCAUCCCUCAAAGAGGGCGCCACCGAGGUGGAGCUGAACGACAUCGAGGCUCAGAUUGGCUGCAGUCUACCACAUGACUACCGCUGCUCGUACCGCAUCCACAACGGACAGAAGCUGGUCAUCCCCGGGCUGAUGGGCAGCAUGUCUCUGUCCAACCACUACCGCUCGGAGGUCCUGCUGGACGUGGAGACGGCGGCGGGCGGCUUCCAGCAGAGGAAGGGGAUGAGACGCUGCCUGCCCCUCACCUUCUGCUUCCACACCGGGCUCAGUCAGUACAUGGCGCUGGAGCCCGCCGAGGGACGCAGGAUGUUCGAGAGCUUCUACCCCUGCCCCGACCAGACGGCUCAGGAUCCCUCGGCCAUCGACAUGUUCAUCACAGGUUCCUGUUUCGUAGAGUGGUUCACAACCUACGUCCACAACGUGGUCACAGGAGAAUAUCCAAUCAUCAGAGACCAGAUCUUCAGGUACGUGCACGAUAAAAAUUGCGUGGAGACCACUGGUGACAUCACCGUCUCAGUUUCUACCUCUUUCCUGCCGGAACUUUCCUCCGUCCACCCGCCGCACUUCUUCUUCACCUACCGCAUCAGGAUCGAGAUGUCGAGCAGCGCUUCGCCCGAAGCCGCCUGUCAGCUGGACAGCCGCUACUGGAAGAUCACCACGUCCGACGGCAACGUGGAGGAGGUCCAGGGCCCCGGCGUGGUCGGAGAGUUUCCCGUCAUGACGCCUGGAAAAGUCCAUGAAUACGCCAGCUGCACCACGUUCUCCACGCCCUCAGAGUACAUGGAGGGUCACUACACCUUCCACAGACUCGCCAAUAAGGAAGAGGUGUUCCACGUGGCGAUCCCUCGCUUCCACAUGGUCUGCCCCCCCUUCAGGGAGCCUGUGGUACGAACGCACAAACCCUCCACCAGCCUCACGCCACGCCUCGACGACCACGACCCGGACGAGUACUGUGACGGGGACGGCGAUGACUUCGGGGACCUGAGAGGAAUCAACAUGGCCGCCCUGGAGGGGGCGUGGUGUCCCCGACACAUCUGACCUCUGCCCCCCCCUCACUGCAGUGUGAUGAACUCUAUUCAGGCCUGGUUGGCGAUCGACUCUGUUCCGUGUGGAGCAGGGCGUGGCCGGACGCUGAGGUGCAGUUUCCUUCUUUUCUUACAACCUUUCUCUUUGUGAUCAGAAACUGUCGGGCGAGAAGGACGACACGAUGAUGUCACCGUCUUCUCCUCCACUCAAAGGAUGUGGUCCAUCCAUCAGCUGACUUCCUGUUCAGUGUCCAUGAGGCAGCGACCAGGAGCAAGUGGGAGCUCUUUGUUUUAGUUUGUUCCUCCGUAGAAAGAUUUGGUUCUUUGUGUUUAAAUCGUUUCCACUGCAGGAGGCUGGUUCGGCCUCAUCAUGGAUGAUGUCAUCACUGGUCCACCAAUCGGUUUCUCUCUGAUUUUAAACAUGAACUUCAUUUGAACAGAACCAACAGGAUUCACUUCAGUUUGACUCUGAUCAGUGUAAGAGCGCCCUCUGCAGGACCACAGGGCAAACUACUGGCAGCACAAGAUGGAGGCUUCGUCCACACUGACCCUUUUCACUGCAGAGGAGACCAUCUACUUCCUGUUUACAUCACAUGACCCACAGUACGUCUGCGGUCAUGUGACGUGUUGUCUGGUGUUUCUUUUGAGAUGAAAACACUUCAGUGUGGACGCAGCCUCAGACACAGAACAGGUCAACAGGUCGUCUUCUUGUGCUCGGUUGUUACAGUAGAAUCAACGUCUUUCUUCUUCUCUUCAUUUCUUCAUUUGCUUGUUUCUCAAAACAUGAAAUCUUCUUCCUGACGUUGACGCUAACCAACAGUUUGAUAUAAGCUCAUUUAUUUACCUCAUGUCUCCGCACAUUACGCCAACGAUGUUACGACGUAUUAUUUUGAAAGGUCGUUUCCUGCAGUGGAAAAAUAAUCAGUGUUUCUCUGUUUCCUGAAAGCAAGUGAGGAACAGACUGGGCUUUUAUUUUGGAGGAUGCUGCGUGGUCAUGUUUUGUUCUCGGGAUGUUUCUCCCUCCUCGUGAGGAGGCGUUGUCGUUGUCACGCUCUGAUGUGGUUGGUGGGUUUGUUUUUGUAUGUUUUGGUUAAAUAAAAAAGAAACUGACAACUGUUA
Messenger RNA from Pleuronectes platessa (European plaice), 2561 nucleotides. It is a transcript of the gene fbxo3, whose product is annotated as F-box protein 3. Lineage: Eukaryota; Metazoa; Chordata; Actinopteri; Pleuronectiformes; Pleuronectidae. Gene Ontology annotation, molecular function: protein binding. The transcript is spliced from 12 exons. Bases 73 to 1455 code for a protein of 460 amino acids. The record is from RefSeq and is a predicted model, not a curated record.